UGCUGUUGGGGAGGAGAAGAUGCCGGAAGAAGGCGAAGCACGUGAGCGGUGGAUUGAGAAAAGCGCGGUGCUUUUUGACCUCAUCCUUCAAUCGGUCAACAAGGAGAUGUUCGAGCACAUCAAGGAUCUUGUGGAAGCGGAUGAUUCGGGUACUGCAAGAAGGUCGGACAUCCUUGGUUCAAGUGCUUCAGCAGGCCGGAGGGAUGGGCACCUCCAGGCAUGUAGCCGCCAAAUGGUGAACGCGCACAAGGUGGCGCUGUGCAAGGCUCAGGUGCACAAGGUGAAGGUGCACAAGGUAAUACCUAUCCUGGGAUGUUUCUCAUGGUUGAGGAUGUGCAUGGGCAUGAGGGUGAUGUGGGAUCUGUAGGAAAGGUUGUGAUGCACCCUCUCACGCACUGGGUGAUUGAUUCAGGUUGCACCAGUCACAUGACCCCACGGGCAGAUAUGCUUGAUGAGGUAAAACCCCCUGGAAAGAUUAAGUAUGUGGCAGCAGCGUCAGGUGUUUUGCUCCCUGUGAUUGGUGUUGGGAAUGCCAAGGUUAAGGGAGCUAAUGGGGAGCUUGUGGGGCUUGGGAAUGUUCUGCUGGUUGAAGGUUUGUGUGCUAACCUUCUCUCUGUGCGGCGACUGCAGAAGAGCAAGGCCGAAGUGACCUUUGGACCAACCAGCUGCCGUGCUAAGCUUGGGAAGAAGGUGCUGUGGAGUCUGAAAGAGGAGACCAGCUGCAUCAAGGACCUGUGGCAGCUGCCCAUCAUCCUUUGGAAUGGGAAAACUCCAACAGCAGCAACGGCAACAGCGGCAAAGGCAACAGCAGGAGGAGAUGCAACUGCACCAAGUGAUGGGGUCCUGGAAGCAGUUAAGAAAGUGCAGCAGCAGCAGACACAUGGUGAGAAAUUGGUGAAGGACGGGAGCCUGAAGGGCUUGGAGGUCAAGGGAGGAGUGAAGGAGAUUGGGAGCUGCCCUACAUGCUUGGAGACCAAGUUCUCCAAGUUCCCCUUCAACAGCACUACAGGACCAGCCAAGACCCCACUUGCACUUGUGCACAUGGAUGUGGUGGGGCCCACAAGAGCCCCUUCCCUCUCAGGCAACCGCUAUUUCUUGACAAUUGUCGCCCUUGUGAAGAACAGGGUGGUGGCUACAGUUGGGGAUAAGGAGUGGAUCCCAUAUACCAAGUGGUAUGGGAGUGCUCCAGCUGUGAACAUGCUGAGGGCAUUUGGGUGCCAUGUGGUGUUUCAUGUGCCUAAGGAGAAAAGGGGGAAGUUGGAGGCUUCUGGAAGAUGGGGUGUGCACUUGGGGAUUGCAAAGGAUCACAAGGGGUGGCUGCUAUGGGACUUGACCACCCAGAAGUUGACAGUGCCUUCAAGACAGGUGGAGGUUGCAGUGUCUGAGGAGGAGAUGUCUGGGGUGACUGAGGAAGGGGGAGCAGCUGAAGUGGAGCAGCAGCAGCAACAGCAUGAGUCUCCACCUCGAGUUCCACACCCGCCUGAGCGAUCUAGGAGGGAUGUGCGCCCUCCGGUGAGGCUGACCUAUGGGGGAAGAGGCAAGCCGAAUGUGGUGCAGGCUGGGAGUGUGGUUGAGCAGAUUGAGGAAGAUGAGAUUGCAUUGUGCUAUUGGGCUGCAAUUCCUCAGCCAAAGGUAUUGACGCUAGCUUCAACUCAGUGAAAGCGGAUGGCACCAGCAUUGGGGGUUAUGUGUGCUUGCUGGGAGGUGGUGCUGUGAGCUGGCGCAGCAAGAAGCAGAAUGAGGUGGGAUUGUUCUCAUGUGAGACUGAGUACAUGGCCUUACACCAUG
This is a messenger RNA of Closterium sp. NIES-67, 1788 nucleotides long. Lineage: Eukaryota; Viridiplantae; Streptophyta; Zygnematophyceae; Desmidiales; Closteriaceae. The record is from the annotation of a GenBank genome assembly.